AUGUCAUCGGGCAAGAAGAGAAAGCUCGAGGUCGGCCAGGGCACUCCAAUGCUGAGUGCCGCUGCCCUCAAGAAGAGGCUUCUAGAGAGGCAGACAGGAUCUUCAGCAGCUUCUACUUCCUCUGAGGGCGAUGGAAAAACCCUUCAGGAAAGCGACCAAGCAUCUGGUGGAGGAAUUGGGGCAGAGGACAAGGCCUCAGGUGCAUUUGAAAGGCUGCUGCUAGAAGGUGCCGAGAUACCUGCUGGAGGGGACGGUUUACAGACUCCGGAGCCAGCUGAGGAGCCUCCCAAACGCAAGGUGGUCCAACUGUCAUCCUUCAAGCCGACCAAGAGCAAUUUUCAAUUAAAAGCCAAUGGUACUGCCCUCUUGACUUUCACAAAUGGAGAGCGUCUGGUAAUUCUGGGCAGCUAUGGCAUCAAGGUCAAGAGUGGCGAGGCAGCUAUUGCCGGGGCCAAUCUAUUUCCCUCACAGACAAUACACUGGGUUCAUGCACCUCAUUGUCAUGCCCUGCCUGUUUUGAGAUGUGCAGAGCAGUCUGUGAUUGAGCUUCACAACCACCCAGGUGCCACCGAGCUCAGAUCUCUGGAGAAGCUAUCACCCCUCUUCGGAGUGCUGUGGAAUGAAGCCAGCCAAAGAGAGAAUGCCACAAGAAAGACCUAUCAGAUUUUAUCCAGCUCUGCAGAUGGUCCCAAGAAGGCCAUAAUCCACGAACUCAAAUCGCCGGCUGAGUGGAACAAAAAAGUUGCGCAUUUGCUCAAAGAAAAGCUGCAAAAGCCUCCACUUGUCUUAGUGUGUGGUCCCAAAUCGUCGGGCAAAUCCACCUUCUCGCGGCUCCUGGUCAACAAAUUGUUGACCGACAGGGGAAGCAACAAGGAGCGAGCCUGGUCCGGUGUUGAUGUUCUAGAUAUUGAUCCUGGACAGCCCGAGUUCUCACCACCAGGCGUUAUCUCUCUUGUUCAGCUCGAGGAGCCAAAUUUAUCACCUCCUUUCGGCCAUCCAUCUCUUGAUAUCAGAUCUAUACCCAGGUCACAUGCUUUAGCAUCUGUCACCCCGGCAUCUGAUAUAGAGCACUACCAGGACUGUGUUGCAGACCUUUAUGAUAUCUAUCAGUCAUCUCACAAGGCCUAUCCCCUAGUGGUCAACACUCCUGGUUGGAUACAAGGUACUGGCCUAGGUCUGCUCGUGGAUCUCAUAUCCAAAAUUCACCCGACUGAGGUCAUUUACAUGUCUGAAGAUGGCCCGGAAGACACCGUCGAAGGCUUGAACGGAACUGGUGGUGGGAUCCUCGGGGUGGUGUGCUAUGGUUAUCAGCCAGAACCAGAGCUUCUCGCUGAUUCCAUUGAUGGCACCAUCCUGGCAAUUGUCGAGAUCGAAAACCGCAGAGCAUUCUCCACCACCGCACAGGCCGAUAAUGCGGUGGUAUUAGACCGAACAGGAGAGCCAAAUACUACUCAAACCGGAGACUUCGAAACCUUUAUACGACGGACGCCAGAGCAGAUUCCCUACAUUCGCCACGGAAUAACCCUUCGCCCCAAAUUCUCCCGCUGCUUAGGCCUGGCCCUCGUGCGCGGUAUCGAUAUUCAGCGUUCCCUCUUGGCUCUGGUGUCGCCGCCGUCGCCAAGUGACCUGGGAGGGAAGGAGAUCGUUCUGGUGUCGGGCAAGUUUGAUGCUCCGACGUGGGCAUAUACCGAAGACCACUAUAAUCGUGCUUCUCAGAAUGGUGACGAAGGUAUAGAAGAUGAGGUCGACCAGGGCCGAGAUGGGCCCAAGGAAGAGAUCCCUUGGGUCGAGAGCCUGCAUGGAGCCUUGAUCAUGGACCAUCAAGCGCUUGCGGAUAUCGCAAAUCGGGCGAUCCUUUACGUGCUGAACUUUCAUCUCACAAUGGUUGAGAACCGUCCUGAGUUGACUGAUCUCGACCAGCCGACCAAAGACAGUAUUAGUGACGGAAUUCACUGGCUUCUCCCCCUGGAGGUUCUCGCUGCAGACAAACGGGCGGUCCACCUCGAGAUAAUCUGUGAUGUGGCCGUAGAUGUGGCCGAGAAGUACGGUAUCAAUAAGUCUUGGUUCUACGGUUCGGUCCAGGUGAUUGCCAGCAAUAAGCUGUUGCCCAGCCUUCAUGCCAAUUUCGAGGACCCAGUUCGUCUCCAUCGCGGCCUAUUGGGCGACGAGAGCGAGGCUGAGGGUGAGGCUGAGAGUGAGGGCGAUGACGAAGAGGAGGAUGAGGCCCCUCAGCCGCCCACCUUGGCCACAAACGAAAACAUCGACAUUCAUCCCAUGGAGGGCUCACAUGAACACUGGGAUGACAAUGAGACACUCCUACUUAUCGAUCUCAAGGUCGCCGGCGCAUCUUCCCUGGUUGUGUCGGAGGUAAUCCACCGCUCCGUCGCUUCGAUCAACAACAAGUGGCAGACAGUGAGCAACGAGCUCAACUGGAGCGAUUACAUUCAGAAGAAGAGGACUGCGAAGACGAACUACAACGAGUCGAAGGGCCAGAUGAUGGGACCCUGGACUGAACCCGAGAUACGGGAAAUGAUCGGCCUCAAGGUGGCUGGAGUUUCGGCGCCCAUCAUAUCGCGCGUGAUGCACCGUUCUGCCGGAUCUAUCAAUGAUAAGUGGUCCAGAAUGUGGUACAAAGCCUCUGGAGAGUAUGAUCUUAUGUGGAAGGAUAUCAUUCAACAGAAGUUCAACGAGAAGCGGGAUAAUAAGGAUGUGCCCUCGCACGCACGAACCGCCAAAACCUUCACUACCCCUCCUGCUCCUAUUGCCACUGACACCCCCCAUAGCAGGGCCAUGCCUUGGACCGAGCCUCAGAUACGCGAUUUGAUCGAUCUCAAAACUGAUGGUGUCGAUUGGGCGGACAUAGCAAAGCAGAUGAAUCGCUCUUGGGGCUCGGUUGCCGGCACGUAUCACAAUCUAAAGAGCAAGCCCCGUUCCAAACAUAAUUCCAAGUGGAAGGAUUACAUCCAAGAGCGGUUGAGAGCGAAGGAGGCCGAGAAGGAACACGAUCAGCAGGCGAAUGCCGAUGUAGAGCGGCAGGCGAAGGGUCUCCAGGGCGGAAAGAGAAGCAAGUCGGCAAUGACCGUUGGACCUGGCUCUGCUCACAAAAAGCGGCAGCGCAUUGAACAGUGGAUCGAGGCCACCGAAGGCACCGAGGCUGCAGAGACCGGAAGGUUUUGA
This is a messenger RNA of Diaporthe amygdali, 3177 nucleotides long. RefSeq lists its product as uncharacterized. NCBI's taxonomy places the organism in Eukaryota, Fungi, Ascomycota, Sordariomycetes, Diaporthales, Diaporthaceae. Gene Ontology annotation, biological process: cleavage in ITS2 between 5.8S rRNA and LSU-rRNA of tricistronic rRNA transcript (SSU-rRNA, 5.8S rRNA, LSU-rRNA). The transcript is spliced from 7 exons. The record is from RefSeq and is a predicted model, not a curated record. Gene Ontology annotation, cellular component: nucleus. The coding region runs from base 1 to 3177 and encodes 1058 amino acids. Gene Ontology annotation, molecular function: polynucleotide 5'-hydroxyl-kinase activity.